Molecule: messenger RNA, 5273 nt
Organism: Tribolium castaneum (red flour beetle)
Lineage: Eukaryota; Metazoa; Arthropoda; Insecta; Coleoptera; Tenebrionidae
Product: zinc finger and BTB domain-containing protein 49
Exons: 6
Coding region: 399-2186 (595 amino acids)
Biological process (GO): regulation of transcription by RNA polymerase II
Cellular component (GO): nucleus
Molecular function (GO): protein binding
Source: RefSeq, a predicted model, not a curated record
GCGUCUCGACGCUGCACUCGGCGUCGCGACGGCCGAAGGCGAUGCGAUGCGUAUGCACCGCCGUGGUGGGGCUGCGGGGGCGACGGAGCGCGAUCCGUUCCGACAGCCGCGAUCAGACAGUUGGCCGGCGACUUGAUUCGAAGCCGGGUCGGAGCACCCAGUGAGAUGCACCCCUAGGAGCUAGGGCGUCACGUGCCAUUUUCGCGACUAUUUGGUGGCAGUUCCGGGUUCGGCGCCCGAUGCUCUCCUCAAAGACGACCACGCUACAUGCCCAAGUGCCACUUCCUGCUGGUGACCAUUAAACCAGUGCUCAGUGUUACAGUUGGCGUUGCUGAAACUUUGUGCGUUCCACGCAUUGCAUAAUCAAUGACAGAAAGUGUUGAUCGGCGUGCAGAGAGAUGGGAAGCGAGCAUUACUGUUUGAGGUGGAAUAAUCAUCAAAGCAAUUUACUCGGGGUGUUCAGUCAACUGCUCCGUGACGAAAGUCUAGUAGACGUAACCCUGGCCUGCUCGGAGGGCCAUUCGAUUCGAGCUCACAAAGUCGUCCUUUCUGCCUGUUCCUCCUAUUUCCAGACGCUCUUCGUCGACCAUCCCAGUCGUCAUCCUAUCGUCAUUCUCAAAGACGUCCGCUUUGCGGAGCUUAGGACACUCAUCGAAUUCAUGUACAAGGGCGAAGUCAACGUCGAAUACUGCCAACUGUCGGCCCUCCUCAAAACGGCGGAGAGCCUCAAAGUCAAGGGACUCGCCGAAAUGACCAGGGAAUACAAACACACGGAACCGGAGCAGACGGAGCCGACGGAGCUCACCCGGAGGCCGGCGUCGCGCUCGCCGUCCGUGGACGAGAACGACCGCCUCCAUCCGUCGUCGCAGUCGCCGCCCGUGCAGAACCUGAGGGUGUGUCGGUCGCCCCUCGAGCACCAGGAGAACGAUGCGAAAAGGGCGUCGUCACCGGAAAACACCCGGAAUGUUAGUUCGCCGGUGACAAGCGAUUGCGGUCCGAGCGACAUGACAAUUCACAGUAACAGCAACAACAUGGUGGCGGCCUGUCCGGGAAUGAACGCCCCGAUUAUAUGCACGAGGUUACCCUCGCCGAUCACUGAACCUCUUCCGGGACCUUCCAACAUGCCACCAGUUCAACAAGUGCCUCUGAGCCUCAAGAAGGAAGUUGACUGGAGCGGAGGUCUAGAAGACAAAAAUACAGGAGAGAGUUCAUCAGACUUUUCGAGACACCCCCACGAUUCUACCUCCGUGGACGUGGACCGGCCCUCCAGCUCGCCCCUCGAGCGCCCCUCCAGCACCCAGAGCAGCCGUUCCUCCACCCCAUUCGCCCUCCCCUUCCCCUCUCUCCCCACGUCGAUCCUGGAGGUGGGCCUCAUCCACCCCUCCCUCCUCGGCGAGGAGAUGUUCCGCUGUCCGUCGUGCAUGGCCGCCUUCCCCUCCAUCUGGCUCCUGGAGCAGCACACGGCCCUCCAGCACAUCGGCUCCCUUAACUCCCUGGAGAAGCCCUUCAUCUGCGAGCAGUGCGGCCAGAGCUACAGGUACCGCUCGGCCUACGUCAAGCACCGCGAGCAGAACCACCGGGCACGGCUUCCAGCCGACAAGCUCUUCUCCUGCGACGUCUGCGGCAUGCAGUUCAGGUACCUCAAGUCGUUCAAAAAGCACAGAUUGAACCACGCCUUGGAGAAGCUCCACGGGAAGAGUGGGGACGCUGGGAGGGUGGGGGCGCUGGAGGAGUCCAAGAGUGUGGACAACAGCAGCGACCAAGUGUCGAGUUCCAACGAGACCAUUGUCUUGGAGGGGAAGGACGAAGGGGUGGUGGUCAAAAAGGAGGAGAGUAUGAAUGAUGAUGCUGAAAACUGUUUUCUGUUGAAGGUGAAGGCGCAUCCUCCGACGCCGAGAAGCCCGACGCCGACCAGGACGACACCAUCGACUCCAUGGCGGUGUCAUACCCCGUUUCGUCCGGCACCGGCCUGGACAUCCUCCGGAGCAGCCACGACUCCUCCAUCAUCAGUUUUCUUCGCGCCGACGCCGCCGAAAAGCAACGCGAGCGUCGCUUCGCGUGUCCCUUCUGCGGGAAAUGUGUCCGCUCUAAGGAGAACCUCAAGCUCCACGUGCGCAAGCACACCGGCGAACGGCCCUUCGUGUGCUUGUUCUGCGGACGUGCCUUCGGCGGAAAGAGCGACCUGACGCGACAUCUGCGCAUCCACACGGGGGAAAGACCGUACCAUUGCGACAUGUGCGGGAAGUGUUUCGCGCGCGCUGAUUACCUCUCCAAGCACUUGACUACACACAUUAACACUUCCCGCUGAUAGUACUGGGAAAGGGGGGCGCGUGGCGACAUCUAGGCUGCCGGAACACUACUGCCAAUCACGCGCUGCCACGACGGCGCCCGUCAUUGGAGCACGCUUAUUCGCGCCAAAUUUGACAUUGAACAUUUAAAAUAAUUCACAAAAAAUUGAUAAAAGUUUUGGUUUAGUUCACGGAGGAACGUGGGUUAGGAAACGAAACGAGAUACAAUUUACGAUUUCCUGUUCCCGAAAAAAUAUAGUACAGCUGAGAAACAAUGAGGGCGCUUCGAGGGUUAAUUACUUGUAAAAAAAAUAAAGAAAUGUUGAGCUUUGCGUUCUUAAUACACUGAAAAAAACUGACUAACUAAUAUUUUUACAAGAAGUUAUAUAUUUUUCAAAACGCUGUAACCGCAUCCCAUGGUAGCACAGUUUGAGAAAGUUAUAUUGCGGUUAUAUAACGUUAAUAUAACCGCGAUUCACAAACCUAACCAUUGGUUAUGUUAUACUAAGUUUAUAUAACGGUUACCUAACCAUGGUUAACAUUGCGGUUAUUUUGAUUUACAUAGAUAUUCGUAUUAUAUAUAUAUAUAUAUAUAUUUAUAUACAUUUAUUAGUGUCCUUCGAAGUUAAAAAAGAAAUUUAAUUUUAACAAAUUUUUAAGUACCACAAACUUAAAAAUCCAGAAGGUAGGUAAAUAUUACCAUUAUCGCCAUUAUCGUGGUCUGACCACCUAAUAAAACAAUUAAAUUAGUUUUUAUACUUAAAAAAAGUAGUUUUAAUUUAACCAACAUUUCAUAACAAUAAAUUCAAUAAAUUUUUAACUCAAAAUUAUAAUCUGGCAUGAGUAUUUUAAGAGUUUUUAGUUUAAUUUUUCCCACUUUCUACCUACCGACCCUUUUCAAGUAGUCUGGUAGAAAUGACGACAUCUGAACACUUGUUGUAUUUAGUAUUACAUAUUUAAAAUGAAGAAAAUAGUGAUAAUUUGGAAUCACGUUUUUUUUUUAAUAAUACUUUUAAAUAUUUUUGGUAAGUAAUUUUACCAACUCGUAAUAGCUAUUUAAACGUUAGAAUCAAAAUAUCAUUAUUUUAAUUACGGCUACAGAGUGUAAUUUUUAAUAUAAGUAGUUCCAUGUUUGUCUGUUCUUCAGAUGGUUUAGUAAUAAAGCAAAAUGUCGUAAUAAGAGAAACAUAGGAAUGGUUAUAUGUAUGUAUAAAACAUAUUCAGGGCUGUAAUCGAGAUGUAACCGCAGUUAUAUAAUCCCAAUAUAACCACGGGUAAAUUAAGGUUAUAUAACGAAACAUAACCGCGAUAUAAAAAGGCCAGUUAUCGCAAUAUAACGCAUAGAUAACGGUUAUAUCGCGGUUAUAUUAUAAGUGUGCAACUAGGGUCGAAAGCGUUUUGAAAAAUAUGAGUUACCUUGUGGUAACCGUUAUUUAAAUCCAACCAUUUUUUUAAUUCGCCCUCUGUCGACAUUAGCGGAACUAUCGCGAACGGGGACGUUUUAUUAGUACAUUGUUUCGUAUCCUAAUUUAUAGUAAUGCGUAGUCCAAUGUAAUGUCAAAUUUGGGUGAUGUGUGCCAAUCAGUGGCGGGCGUUGGUUCGAACGCAUUGGCGGUCAAUUUAAAUUUUCGGUGCUUUUCGAUGCUUUGUUUUCGGGUUUUUGUUUGGUAUUUGUCCACAAAUGAAUGUUUUCCGUCCUUGUAUUUUUGUUUUGAUGGCUGUGAAUUUGAAAGUGUUAUAGUUUUUUAACUUGGUCGAGAAGCGUUUAGUUAUCGCGCAUAUUUUGUGAGAAUAUGUGCCAUCCCUAAACUAGCCAUUAGACGACGUAAGCGAUAUUAGUGAGCUAGCAAUUAAAGCAAUAUUUAGUGAAAACAGAUGAUAACUAAUUGGGGAAAAAUCGGGUUGAUCGUUCCUUCUAGUCAUGACGGUAGUUAACUGCUGUGGCCUUGUUCCAGUAUUAAUGUCCACAAAAAUGAUAACUUUGUACACGGAAACAUCGAAUAUGAAUCUUAUAACUGAUUUUAAGUAUAACUGAUGGUUUAUUAUGUAGUUUUGUGCCAAUUCGAUGUACCUCAUGACAUUCUGUGUUUAGAUGGUGUUGAAAUAUUUACAAUGUAAUUAAGCUAAACGUUUCUUUUCAUAGUGUAUAAAUUAAAUGUUUAACAUCGAAUUUCUACAGAAUUAUUUUUUUAUACGCACUAUACAACAAGACGAUGUCCAUUAAUCCGUAUUGCCAAGAAUUAUUUUUUAUACAUGUAAUAGAUAAGUUUCGACGAUGCUCAAUACAAUCACAUCAAGUACCUAAUGGCCAUAAUACUGAUGUUAAACAUUUAGCCACUUUUUUUAUACCUCUAACUUUGAACUACUUUAGGACAAUUUUACAUCUUGUAAAUGUUGAUGGUGCCUUUUCAAAUAUUUUAUUGAUGAAAAUUCAUUUUUAUGUCUGCUACGUCACUCAUAUUUUACCGGAAUCUAUCUCAAACAGGACUUUGUUUCCGUCUUUCACAAAUGAAAUAUUUGCUGUGAUAAUAACGAAUCAACUCUUUUCAAACAACACCACCGUUACAAUUCGGUUGCGUCUUCGUCUGUAAAAAUGUUUUUUCAUCCCACAAUUUUGUCCUAAAGUACGCAUACUUUGAUCAUUAAAAUAGUUAUAUAAAUAAAUGUUCCUAAUAAAUGUGAUUAGGUGUUAUCGACUAUGUAUAUUGUUAUUGUCAUAUUCUAUAUUGAAACAAGAAUUUUAUUUGGAAAAUUGUCCAAAAAAACAAGUCAAAUGAUGCAAAGGAGGGGCAUAGACUUAAUCUCUAAAAUAAUAUUUGUGAAAAUAAUUAAAUGUUUCUCUCGAUGUACGUCUAUACCUAUGCUACUUUAUCUCAUAGUUUUCAAUGGUUAUUUUUUAAUAUAAUUUAUUUCGAUAGUUAUUACUUAUUAUACAAAUAAAUGUAAUUUUUUUCUAUUCGUUCAUUAAAAGGGAAGUGUUGUUCA